Molecule: messenger RNA, 2104 nt
Organism: Paraphaeosphaeria sporulosa
Lineage: Eukaryota; Fungi; Ascomycota; Dothideomycetes; Pleosporales; Didymosphaeriaceae
Product: putative FAD-dependent isoamyl alcohol oxidase
Exons: 4
Coding region: 155-1912 (585 amino acids)
Molecular function (GO): FAD binding; oxidoreductase activity
Source: RefSeq, a predicted model, not a curated record
UAAUAUAUGGGUCGAGGCAUCAAAUGUUGUAGCAACUUGUUACGCCUGAUCAGUUGAUUCACGGGAUUCCAAGUCGUCGGACAGCGUGCACCAGUAUUCGAUCUCGAAUUCGAAUACCCAAGGCGUUUGCUUACAAGCCCUGAAUUGUUCCACCAUGAUGGUUUCUAGCUUCUUAGCCCUACUGAUAGGAAUCGGUCCAGUCGUAGGCGCUUACAGCAAACCCCAGCUUCCUCCGAGAUGCAAAACUAUCCCAGGAGAUGCAGCAUGGCCGAAUAAAGAUGCGUGGGAUAAACUCAACUCAACGGUUGGUGGACGUUUGAUUGCAACUGUACCAGUUGCACACGUCUGCCAUACUGGCGGUACCUUCUCCGGGUACGAUGAAACGGCGUGCGCAGACCUGCAGGAGUCCAUACAGAACGAGGGUGCGGCGACUCUCCAACCCCAGCCUGGAGAGCCGAUGAAUCCGUACUUCUAUAACUUGACUUGUUCACCUUUUACCCCAGCCGACCAGCCCUGUGAGCUUGGCGAAAGGGCAGUGUAUUCUAUCAAUGUCAGCUCAGCUUCAGAUGUUCAAGCUGGACUGGGAUUUGUUCGUGAGAACAAUGUUCGCCUUGUCAUCAAAAAUACUGGACUUGAUUACAUGGGAAAGUCAACCGGAAAAGGCUCGCUUUCUUUGUGGGUGCACAAUCUGAAGACUUUGGAGGCCACCAAAUCCUUCAACAGCUCGUACUACUCUGGUCCUGCGGUCAAGGUGGGCGCUGGUAUUAUCGCCGGAGAAGUUUAUGAAUACGUCAAUUCGAAGGGAUAUCGCGUCGUUGGUCCGGAGUGCGGUCUGUGCGGGUUCGCUGGGGGUUAUACCCAAGGCGUCGGCCACUCACAGCUUACGUCUGCUUAUGGACUUGCCGCCGAUCAGGUCCUCGAAUGGGAAGUUGUCACGCCAGCAGGGGAUUAUGUUACAGCCACCCCAGAAAAGCAUGCCGAUCUCUACUGGGCCCUUGCCGGUGGCGGACCCGGAACCUAUGGCGUGGUGCUCAGUGUGACAGUCAGGGCCUAUCCCGAUGGCCCAGUUGCUGGCGGAACUCUGCGUUUCAACAAUACCAAUUCAGAUGCUUAUUGGGAGGCUGUUGGGCUUUGGUACAAGAUGGGCCCCGGAAUGGUCAAAGACUCGCCCAAGAACGUCCAGUUCUUCGUUAGCAACUCGACCCUCUGGGUUUUCGCAUUCGUUAUGCCAGAUCAGGACACCUCAGCCAUCGAUGGUAUUCUCGCUCCUUUUCUCCCCGAGCUGGAGAGUCGAGGUCUUCCGUACGAACUCAAGACCUACAACUACACGAGCUACCUGGAGAAUCUGCGCAACUCAUACGGUGCGCUUCCAUACGGGGAGCUCUGUCCCGUCUAUCCUGUACUCGGCAGCCGACUGAUACCUCGUGCCGUUGUGCUCAAUGAAACAGCAAACAAGAAUCUCAUGGAUGUCUACCGGACCUACACUGCUGAUGAGUUUGGCUGGUUUGUAGGCUGUAGCUUUAUCGACACAGCCGAAAACUCGACUGUGCGUCCGGCCCACCCCGAGAAUUCGGUCAACCCAUACUGGCGUGAGUCCAUCGCGUACUGCAAUCCCAACAACCCAUGGCACUGGGAUGACCCUGCGCACUCGAUUCGGGACAAAAACCAGCUUUCAGGCGAGUUUUUCCCUGCUAUGGAGCGGGCCACGGGAAAGACUGGUGUCUAUCUCAAUGAGAUUGAUUCUCUGUACACUGGUGACUGGAAAGACACCAUGUAUGGGGUACACUAUGAGAGGCUGCUGGAGAUCAAACACAAGUAUGACCCCUAUGAUGUCAUGUAUGCGCAUUUUGCCGUGGGGGCAGAUGAGUGGAUUAUUGACGGUUCUGGGCGGCUGUGUAAAGCUAUUUACUAGGCCUUAAGAGGAGAGUUCGACAUGAGAUUCCGCGAGCCAGCGGCCUGACCAGGCGGCGACCCUGGGAAAAGUAUCUUGGGCGGUGCAAGUUGUCCACUCCAGCGCUGGGUCCGUAUUUUGUUCUAGCCCAGAUCUGAUUCUGCCCUAAAAUCAUUCUCAUAAAUCGUCAAUAAUUCUUGAAUAUACUGUCUG